Molecule: messenger RNA, 781 nt
Organism: Aethina tumida (small hive beetle)
Lineage: Eukaryota; Metazoa; Arthropoda; Insecta; Coleoptera; Nitidulidae
Gene: Coq7
Product: 5-demethoxyubiquinone hydroxylase, mitochondrial
Exons: 1
Coding region: 161-742 (193 amino acids)
Biological process (GO): regulation of reactive oxygen species metabolic process; determination of adult lifespan; ubiquinone biosynthetic process
Cellular component (GO): mitochondrial inner membrane; nucleus
Molecular function (GO): 3-demethoxyubiquinol 3-hydroxylase activity
Source: RefSeq, a predicted model, not a curated record
UGCAAUUAAGCAGCCCCUUAAUAUUUGAUAAUGGUCUCAACUUGGAAAUAUUAUAAACAAACUUCCUAAAUCACAAUUAAAAUCUGAAACUCCAAAUUUCUGGGGGCUACAAAGGUGCCUAACCUACAAGUUUGACAGUUAGUAGAUGUAAAUAUACAAAAUGAAUUUUUUGACGAAAACUUACAAUUUCAUCCCAAAAUCAAUACAAAUUCGAUGUGUAACAAAUAAGUCAAAACUAGACGAGAUAAUCCGGGUGGAUCAUGCUGGCGAAUUGGGUGCUGAUCGCAUAUACGCCGGACAAAUGGCAAUUUUGGGCAGCACCUCAAAGGGGCCUUUAAUCCAACACAUGUGGGACCAAGAGAAGCACCACAAAGCCACGUUCGAAAAUCUUAUCAAAAAACACCGUGUGCGACCGACUGUCAUGACACCAUUGUGGAACAUUGGUGCCUUCGCCUUAGGAGCUGGUUCAGCACUUCUGGGCGAGAAGGCCGCAAUGGCUUGUACAGUUGCCGUUGAAACUGUUAUUGUUGAACAUUAUAAUGAUCAACUAAGAACUUUACUUGAGGAUCCAGAAGCAAAUAAGGAAUUGUUGGAGACAAUUACAAAGUUUAGAGAUGAGGAACAGGAACAUCAUGAUCAUGGUAUUGAUCAAGGAGCUGAGCAAACUCCCUUUUAUCAGGCUUAUUCUGGUGCCAUAAAACUUAUUUGUAAAGCUGCUAUUAAUAUAUCCAAAGUUGUGUAAUCUGUGAUAGUUUAUAAUAAAUAUUUAUUAACAUAGUAA